Molecule: messenger RNA, 2193 nt
Organism: Zootermopsis nevadensis
Lineage: Eukaryota; Metazoa; Arthropoda; Insecta; Blattodea; Termopsidae
Gene: peng
Product: Pumilio and CPL domain-containing protein penguin
Biological process (GO): regulation of translation
Cellular component (GO): nucleolus
Molecular function (GO): mRNA binding
Source: RefSeq, a predicted model, not a curated record
GUUGGUAUUAUUUGUGGUUGGUAUUAAUCUGUGUUCUGUUCGUCUGUAAUAGAAUUUUUGUGUUGUAUAGUAUAAAUAUAAUACAAUACGGUGUUGUCAUUGUAAAUUAUUAUAGGUGCUGCGUUAUUGUGUGUUAAUGAUAUUGAACACUGAAGUAAAUCUCAUUUAUUUAUUCUGAUUUACAACCAGAUAACAACCGCUAAUUCCAGAAGUACAACAAAUUAUUACAUUUUUAAAAUGGCCAUAGUAAGUAGAAAACGUCAGAGUACACAGGAUGCAGGGCAAGAAUCAAAUGCUGAGAUAGAUAGAAAGAUUUUGAAGUAUGAGAAACCAAAGAAACUCAAGAAAAGAAAUAGUGGGCCCAUCAAAACGGUUGCCAAAAUUCCAAAAGUAGCUGAAAAACCUGAUUGGUCCGAGUUCAAAAAGAAGAAGAAAGAAUUAAAAAAGGCACGAAAGGGACACAAGUGCUCAGUUUACGAUCUUAUUGAGAAAUCAAAGAAGUUGUGGGAGAAGGUUCGAAGAAGUGACUGUCCCACUGAAAAACAGGAAAAACUAACCUUGGAAAUACACAACUUAUUAAAAAACAAACUGGAUAAGGUUGUAUAUUCUCAUGACUUAUCUCGAGUAGUUCAGUGGUUGCUGAAAAUUGGUACACCUGAGUUGAGAGCGGCAAUUACGCAAGAACUCACAUCUCAUGUACCAGCUAUGCUUCAGUCUAAGUAUGCUUGCUUCUGUGUGAAAAGAAUGCUGAAGUAUGGUUCCCAUGGGUCCAGAAAAUCAGUCAUACAAUCUCUUCACGGAAAGGUGGUGAAGCUAACACGCCAUUCUGUGGCAUCACCUGUAGUUGAAUACAUGUACUCAACAUGGACUAGUGCAUUUGAGAAGAGUCAGUUGCGACAAGAAUUCUAUGGUGAUAUGUACAAACAGGACAAGGAGAGCAACGUGCAGAGCCUUGAUGAUAUUGUUCAAAAGGCACCAGCAAUGAAGGAAGCUGUUCUCAGUGCCGUGAAAGCCAACGUGUCACAAAUUCUUGACAAGAAGCUGACAAAGUCGUCUUUGCUGCACACGGUUCUCUGUGAGUACUUGAGACAUUGUUUGAAAGAAGAUCGUGACGAGAUCCUCUUACACGUACAGAACUCUCUUCUGAACUUCACGAGUACGAGGGAUGGUGUACAUGUUGCCAUGAUGUGCAUCUGGCAUGCCUCAAAUAAAGUAAAGAAACUGAUCAUGAAGAAUUUAAAAGGCCACGUGAAGGAAGUUGCAAAGUCUGAACAUGGCCAUCUGAUGCUUUUAGCUCUGUUUGAUACUGUGGAUGACACCGUUCUUCUGAGAAAGAUGCUGAUGCCAGAACUUUUGGGAGAUGUAUGGAGUCUUGUGGAUGAUGAAUAUGGAAGGAAGGUUGUCCUGUACUUGGUGGCACAUAGAGAUCCCUUGUAUUUUCAUCCCACAGAAGUGGACAUGCUCAGAAGGGGGGCUGCACUCAGCAAUAGUAAGAAGGAUCAAGAAGUGAGAAUGUCAGAACUGCUGGACACUGUGUCAGAUCCGUUGUUGGAAGCGAUUGCAAAUGAUGCUGGCAAAUGGAUCAGCAACAGUUCUAUUGGAAUGGUAACACUGGCAGUACUCAAGUCUGGGAAAGGUUUGGAGCUGCGGAGAGCUUUUGGCGCCUUUGCUGAAUAUAUCAGCGAUGCGACAAAAAAAAUUUCUGAAGAGAAGCAGGAGUAUUUUGUUGUAGAACAUGCUGGAACCCAUCUGAUGCUGAAGAAACUUAUACAACAUGACAAAGAGAGAUUAAAGAAUGAGGAAGUGACCUUCAGUUCUGUUCUGGUGUCGAAGCUGACAGAACCCACUCUCUUGUCAUGGAUAGCUUACAACAGGGGCUGCUUCCUUCUAGUUGCUCUGAUGGAAAGUACAAUCCAGUUAGUUAUUGAUGAAACCAGAAGAAAGCUUCAACCCUUAAUUCCAGAUAUAAGGAAGCAGACAUCAGUAGGAGCCAAUAUUCUGCAUAAAAAGCUCACAACUUAAAAAGUAAUUCAGGAUUCUUUGAGAAAAAGACUUACUGUAGAAAUGAAAUUGUGCACAGAGCCCAUUGUUAUCUGGAGGUGUUUUAUCUUUGUUACAUAUACUUAAACAACCAGUGUUAUGUGGAAAUUAUUUUCAUGUAAUUACAAUAAAAUAACCACUCUUUUUAUAUUU